UUGAUUGUCAUCCUCUAUUCCUCUUCUUCCUCUUCUUCACAUACAAAGUGAGACUCGCACACACGCACACACACAGAGUCUCUUCCCUCUCUCUUGUUUGAAACCAAAAUGCACUCUGCAGCCUCCUUCUCUCCAAGCCCUCAAGCUCAGAUAUACAGCACCUCUUGGAAAAGACCCCCCAAAAUCAACACUAAAUCCCACAAAAACCUUCGCUUCCUCUUCAGCUCAAAUUCCAACACCCUAUUCAGACCUUCGUUCUCUUCCGCUCCUUUCCCACUCAACCUCAAAUCUACUUCAUACCCAAUUCAGCUCCACCCCUUGGCAGACUCAGUCCAUGACAACCUCGUUGAAAACCUUGAGAAUUCCAUGAAUUCCCACAUACCCAUCAACGAAAUCCGCCAAGUUACGCCCUUAGAAUCGUGUCCAAGAAUCUUCAUCCAAGAACCACCUUGGAUUGCCUCGCUGUUCUUGAAGGGUCUGUACAAAAGGAGCAACCAAGAAGUGAAAUUGGAGUUCAAGGAAAUGGAGAAGAGGAAGUAUAAUCUGCUGAGGAGGAGGCAGAUUAAGGCGGAGACUGAGGCGUGGGAGAGAAUGGUGGAGGAGUAUAGGGAGUUACAGAGGGAGAUGUGUGAGAAGAAGUUGGCUCCCAAUUUGCCGUAUGUGAAGGCAUUGUUUUUGGGCUGGUUUGAGCCGUUGAGGGAUGCGAUAGAGAGAGAGCAGAAGGUGCAGCGGACGAAGAAGCAGAAGGCUGCAUUUGCGCCUCACAUAGAUUUAUUGCCACCAGAUAAGAUGGCGGUUAUUGUUAUGCAUAAGAUGAUGGGGUUGUUUAUGAUGGGAAAUCAGGAGGGGUAUGUUUUGGUUGUUCAGGCUGCAGUGCAGAUUGGUGUGGCUAUAGAGCAAGAGGUUAGAAUUCAUAGUUUCUUGGAGAAAACUAAGAAUUACCAGAGGAAGAAGAUUGAAGCUGAUACUGAAGAGGGUCUGCGCAAGGAGAAGGAGAUUCUUAGGAAACGUGUAAAUAGUUUAAUUAGAACGAGAAGAUUGAAGGAAGUGCAAAAGCUAUUGAAGAAUGAAGAAUUUGAGCCCUGGGGUCGAGAUACCCAGGCUAAGCUGGGAAGCCGCUUGAUAGAAUUAUUAACUGAAACGGCUUAUGUGCAACCUCCACUAAACCAGUUAGCGGAUGGCCCACCUGACAUUCGACCUGCUUUCAGGCAUAAAUUUAAACGUGUAACAAAUCCAGGGCAGAAAAUUGUGAAGAAAUAUGGAGUUAUAGAAUGUGAUCCUCUAGUCCUUAUGGGGCUUGAUAAAACUGCUAAGCAUAUGUUGAUUCCUUAUGUACCCAUGUUGGUACCUCCAAAAAAAUGGAAAGGGUAUGGCAAGGGUGGGCAUUUGUUCCUACCUUCUUAUGUCAUGCGUACUCAUGGAUCCAGGAAGCAGCAGGAUGCUGUUAAGAUUGUUCCUGUGAAACAGAUGCAAAAGGUUUUUGAGGCCCUGGAUGUGCUUGGCAACACCAAAUGGAGAGUAAAUAGAAGAGUUCUUAAUGUAGUCGAAUCCAUUUGGGCUAGAGGAGGCAAUGUUGCUGGCUUGGUCAAUCGUGAAGAUGUUCCUAUACCAGAGAAACCAUCCUCAGAGGAUUUAGCAGAAAUUCAGGAAUGGAAAUGGAAUUUGAGAAAGGCAAAGAAGAUUAAUCUAGAGAGGCAUUCUCAACGAUGUGAUACUGAACUUAAGCUUUCUGUGGCUCAAAAAAUGAGAGAUGAGGAAGGCUUUUAUUAUCCCCACAAUCUUGAUUUCCGUGGCCGAGCAUAUCCAAUGCACCCACAUUUGAAUCAUUUGAGUUCUGAUCUAUGUCGAGGAAUACUUGAGUUUGCUGAAGGGCGACCAUUAGGGAAGUCUGGCUUAUACUGGCUGAAGAUACAUUUAGCGAACCUGUAUUCAGGCGGUGUUGAGAAGCUUUCACAUGAUGGACGUCUAGCCUUUGUUGAUAAUCAUCUUCGUGAUAUAUUUGAUUCAGCAGACAACCCUAUUAAUGGAAACCGGUGGUGGUUAAAAGCGGAAGAUCCUUUUCAGUUCUUAGCUGCUUGUAUUAAUCUCUCAGAAGCCUUAAGAAGCUUAUCACCGCAUAACAUCAUCUCACACUUGCCAAUUCAUCAGGAUGGUUCAUGCAAUGGUUUACAACACUAUGCAGCAUUGGGAAGAGACAGUAUGGAAGCAGCUGCAGUCAACUUAACUGCUGGAGACAAACCUGCUGAUGUUUACUCAGAAAUUGCUGUGAGGGUUCAUGAUAUUAUGAAAAGGGACAGCAACAAGGACCCAGCUACAAAUCCACAUGCUCUAUUAGCGAAGAUCUUAAUUGAUCAGGUCGAUCGGAAAUUGGUGAAACAGACCGUGAUGACUUCAGUAUAUGGUGUUACUUAUGUUGGGGCACGGGAGCAGAUAAAAAGAAGAUUAGAGGAGAAGGGUCUUAUUACUGAUGACAGAUUACUGUUUACUGCAGCUUGCUAUGCUGCUAAAGUAACAUUGGCUGCCCUUGGCGAGAUAUUCCAAGCUGCACGGGACAUAAUGGGUUGGCUUGGUGAUUGUGCCAAGGUAAUUGCUUCUGAAAAUCAACCCGUGCGCUGGACCACUCCUCUUGGUCUUCCAGUUGUACAACCCUACUGUAGAAGUGAAAGGCAUCUUAUAAGAACGUCUCUUCAGGUUUUGGCUUUGCAGCGGGAGGGUAACUCAGUAGAUGUUAGAAAACAGAGAACCGCAUUUCCGCCAAAUUUUGUCCAUUCGCUUGAUGGUACACACAUGAUGAUGACUGCUAUUGCCUGCAGGGAUGCUGGCUUACGUUUUGCAGUUGCCAAUGUCAUAUUUUCUGGGAGCAGCUUACCGCCAAUUCAAAAGUCUUCCAUUUGCUUCCAUUCUCGUGCAAAUGGAAACCACGUGUAAAAAAUUAAAUUUGAAGGCUAAGAGCUUGCCGCGUCACCCAUCUCUAACCAAACUCAGUGCUAAUGACAUUGUUAACUUGUUAAGUAUGUCCCUUCAACGCCAACCCUUCCUCCUCCACCGAGCCCUACUCCUGCGACAAGAUCAUGUACUGCUGCCAAUCCGGCGGCCUCCUCUAUGUGCAACAUGACAUGCCCGCAUAGGGAUCACAUGGCCCUACAGCUCGGGCGUAUAGUCCAAGGAGUGGCUCCUUCAGGAGAUCAACAGAGGCAACAUCGUUAGUGCCUUCGAGGGCAGCUCCAACCUCUUCUGGGCUGAGCGUUUCAACAAGUAGUUCCUGGGCAUGAACGACCUUUAGGUCAAGCACUGUGGGAUCAGCCAGCCCAGAGAAGAAAAAGAAGAAAGAGAAGAAGGAUGAGAUCCGGCACAAUCUGAAGGACCUAUUUGUGUCCUUGCCGCUGCUUGAAGAGUUUCAGAUAAGAGAUUCGAAGUAGGGGAGAUUGGGUUGUUACUGGAAACCAGGAGCAUGGGGUGGUGGUGGCUCAAUGGCUCGGUGUGGUGGAGCCAGUUCUUUGGCCAGUGAUGGCGACAUUUCAAAAUAGAUGGCUCAGAAAAGCUUGACGACCUGGGCAUAAAUGGAAUAGCGACGGUGUUACUUUGACGUUAGUGCUGAGUUUGGUUAGAAAUGGGUGGUGUGGUAAGCUGUUAGCCUUCAGAUUUAAUUUUUUACACGUGGCUUCCAUUCAUAUGAAAAUGGGAGCAAAUAGGAGACUUUUAAAUCGGGUUGAGCCACUCCCACUAUUAUUGAAUUAUUUGUUUGUUUUUGAAAGUGCAUGUAGUUCUGUGUUGUAUUUUAUGAGAUGCUGCCAAACAUAUUAUUAACUAGA
Messenger RNA from Alnus glutinosa, 3812 nucleotides. RefSeq names its product DNA-directed RNA polymerase 3B, chloroplastic. The transcript has 18 exons. Gene Ontology annotation, biological process: mitochondrial transcription. NCBI's taxonomy places the organism in Eukaryota, Viridiplantae, Streptophyta, Magnoliopsida, Fagales, Betulaceae. The record is from RefSeq and is a predicted model, not a curated record. Gene Ontology annotation, molecular function: DNA-directed RNA polymerase activity; DNA binding. Bases 109 to 2928 code for a protein of 939 amino acids. Gene Ontology annotation, cellular component: mitochondrial DNA-directed RNA polymerase complex.